AUGGCAGAACAUACCGGAUCAGCAAACACCAACGGACUGGGAGGUUCAGGAGCGUCAUCCGCUGAAGCAAGCGACAAGCUUGCCAGCACUGGAGAUCAAGCUGUGGCUCCAUUCUACGACAUAGUAACAGCAUCAACACCACAUGGCGAAGUUCCUCCCACUACUGGCUUGGAUACCACUCAAUCGCCUAGAACAAACGAGAGGUCUUCUAUGUCCUCCGGUACCGACAUCUCCGAAGACUCGCCUGUCGCACGAAAUGGCUCCAGAUUCGAGCCCCUCAAAACAGUCCCUACGGCUAGAGAUGAACGGCCAGAGUACGUCACGAGGAAAAGUAUCCAGACCGACGACGAUCUAUUCAGGGUCUUGUCCAAGCGACGGACUAGCGCUUCAGGAAAAUCCCAUGCCGAACUUCAGGAGGAAGACGACGAGAUCGAGCGUCUCAUGUCCCGCAUGUUCGGUAGGGCUCGCCAGGAGCACAGUGAAGAGGAGAAGACACGCCACAGUGGUGUUGUCUUCAGAAAUCUUACUGUGAAAGGUGUUGGUUUAGGAGCGAGCCUUCAUGCUACCGUCGGUGACCUCUUUAUGGGAUUACCUCGCACGAUAAAGACACUUCUGAGGAGAGGUCCGAAGGCCGCUUCCGGAAAACCUCCCGUCCGCGACCUUCUGAGCAGUUUUGAUGGUUGCGUUCGUCCUGCCGAAAUGCUACUAGUUCUAGGAAGGCCAGGCUCGGGUUGCUCAACCUUCCUCAAAGCUUUCUGUAAUCAGCGAGAAGGGUUCGAAGCGGUUGAAGGAGAUGUCAGCUAUGGUGGAACCGAUGCCAAAACAAUGAAAAAGGACUUCCGAGGUGAGGUCAUCUACAACCCCGAAGAUGAUCUGCAUUACGCCACUCUCACGGUCAAACGCACCUUGUCGUUCGCGCUAAAGACUAGAACGCCCGGCAAAGAGUCUAGAAUGGAAGGCGAAUCACGAGCAGACUACAUGAAAGAGUUCCUGCGUGUUGUCACCAAAUUGUUCUGGAUUGAGCACACACUGAACACCAAAGUCGGUGAUGAAUUUGUGCGAGGUGUUUCUGGUGGUGAAAAGAAACGAGUCAGCAUUGCAGAAGCUAUGAUCACGAGGGCGUCAGUCCAAGGGUGGGACAAUUCAAGCCGAGGUCUCGACGCCAGUACAGCCUUGGAGUACGUCCAGUCCAUUCGAACGUUGACCAACAUGGCGCAUACCUCGACGGCGGUCUCCCUGUACCAAGCCGGCGAGUCUUUGUACGAACUGGUGGACAAGGUCCUCCUAAUCGACGAAGGGAAAUGUCUUUACUUUGGUCCAUCAGACACCGCCAAACAAUACUUCCUCGAUUUAGGAUUCGACUGCCCGGCGCGAUGGACGACGGCUGAUUUCCUCACUUCUGUCACCGAUGUACAUGCCCGAUCAAUUCGGGAGGGCUGGGAAGACCGCAUUCCGCGCAAUGCAGCCGAAUUCUCGGCUUUGUACCGCAAAAGUGAUGUAUACCAGCGCAAUCUGGAAGACAUCACAGAUUUCGAAUCGCAACUUGAGCAACAGCGUCAGACCCGGGCCGACAACACAUCGAAGAAGAACAAGAAGAAGAAUUACACGAUUCCGUUCCACAAGCAGGUCAUUGCUUGUACAGAGCGUCAAUUCCUGGUGAUGAUUGGAGAUCGGGCUUCCUUGUUUGGCAAAUGGGGUGGUAUCGUUUUCCAGGGUCUUAUCGUCGGAAGCUUGUUCUGGCAAAUGCCCAAAACGUCAGCCGGUGCUUUCCCACGUGGUGGUGCCAUUUUCUUCGUCCUGCUUUUCAACGCGUUGCUGGCUUUGGCCGAGAUGACUGCUGCUUUCUCCUCGAAACCUAUCCUUCUCAAGCACAAGUCAUUCUCGUUCUAUCGUCCUGCAGCAUACGCCAUCGCUCAGACCGUCGUCGAUGUACCUCUCGUGGCCAUCCAGGUAUUCCUGUUCAAUGUUAUUAUCUAUUGGAUGGGCGGACUCGCUGCAUCAGCGUCUCAAUUCUUCAUUUCAUGUCUGAUCAUCUGGAUAACGACCAUGACUACCUAUGCAUUCUUCAGAUCGAUAUCAGCCCUCUGCAAGACUCUCGACGAUGCUACGAGAUUCACCGGCGUUUCGAUUCAGAUCCUUGUCGUCUACACAGGCUAUCUGAUUCCUCCGAGUCAGAUGCAUCCGUGGUUUAGCUGGCUGCGAUGGAUCAACUGGAUCCAGUACGGUUUCGAAUGUCUUAUGGCAAACGAAUUCACUGGACUGAGCAUGGCUUGUGAACCACCUUAUCUGGUUCCCACCGGCGUGCCAAAUGUCCAGUCUCAAUACCAGUCCUGCGCAUUGGCCGGCAGUGUCGCUGGCCAGACCAAUGUGAGUGGUGCACGAUAUAUCUUGGAGUCGUUCACGUACACUCGCGCCCAUCUAUGGCGGAACUUCGGCUUCAUCUGGGCAUUCUUCUUCUUCUUCCUUGCCGUCACCGCCUUAGGUAUGGAGAUCAUGAAGCCGAAUGCCGGAGGAGGCGCUAUUACCGUCUUCAAACGUGGCCAGGUCCCGAAGAAGGUUGAGGAAUCAAUUGAAACGGGCGGCCGAGAGAAGAACACCAAUGCAGAUGAAGAGUCGGCGGCUGCUGGGACCAACGAGAAACUGACCAACACCAGCAACGACAGCAGUGGAUCAUCCAGCACGAAACAAGAAGACACAACCAUGCAGCAUGUCGCAAAGAACGAAACGAUCUACACCUUCAGAGACGUGAACUAUGUCAUUCCCUAUGAAAAGGGCGAACGGAAACUUCUAUCAAAUGUCCAGGGCUACGUCCGUCCGGGCAAGCUCACCGCACUAAUGGGCGCCAGUGGAGCCGGCAAGACCACCCUCCUCAACACGCUGGCUCAACGCAUGAACUUCGGUACCGUCACCGGCGAGUUUCUGGUCGAUGGCAGGCCUCUCCCCAAAUCGUUCCAACGCGCCACCGGUUUCGCCGAGCAAAUGGAUGUGCACGAGCCAACGUCCACUGUUCGAGAAGCACUUCGCUUUUCGGCCCUCCUCCGUCAGCCGCGCGAAGUGCCCACCGAAGAGAAGUACGCGUACUGCGAGACCAUCAUCGACCUCCUAGAAAUGCGCGACAUCGCCGGCGCCACCAUCGGCAUGAUCGGCGAAGGUCUCAACCAAGAACAACGCAAACGUCUGACAAUUGGGGUCGAACUCGCCAGUAAGCCCGAACUACUCAUGUUUCUCGACGAGCCAACCUCAGGUCUUGACUCGGGCGCAGCCUUCAACAUCGUCCGGUUCCUCCGCAAACUCGCCGACGCAGGGCAAGCCAUUCUGUGUACCAUCCAUCAGCCGUCCGCCGUCCUGUUCGAACACUUCGACGAACUCCUACUGCUCAAAUCUGGUGGGCGGGUGGUCUACCAUGGACCAUUAGGUCAAGACUCGCAAGACCUGAUAGGCUACUUCGAGGGCAAUGGCGGCAACAAAUGUCCCAAGGACGCCAAUCCGGCAGAGUACAUGCUCGAGGUCAUCGGCGCAGGCGACCCCAAUUACAAGGGUAAAGACUGGGGCGACGUCUGGGAGAACAGCCCGAACCACAAACAACGCGCGGACGAGAUCGCAGAUAUGAUUUCCCGCAGAAAAUCCACAGAACAAUCCAAGAACAUACGGGAUGAUCGCGAGUACGCCAUGCCCCUGACGACACAGACUGCAGCCGUUGUGCGCAGGGCGUUUAUCUCCUACUGGCGCACGCCAAAUUAUAUCGUCGGCAAAUUCAUGCUGCAUGCCAUGACUGGACUGUUCACCACCUUCACAUUCUACCAUCUCGGCUAUGCGACCAUCGAUUUCCAGUCGAGGUUGUUCGCAGUGUUCAUGACGCUCACGAUUUCUCCACCACUGAUUCAGCAGCUACAGCCUGUCUUUUUGAACUCCAGAAAUAUCUUCCAGAGCCGCGAGAAUAAAGCCAAGAUCUACAGCUGGGCCGCUUGGACCACGGGCGCGAUCGUCGUCGAGAUCCCGUACUCGUUGAUCGCGGGCACAGUGUACUACUGCUGCUGGUGGUUCGGGUUCCAGGGCUACCGCCACACCACCACCAGUUUCACCUCGGGAUUCUUGUUCCUGUGUAUAUGUCUGUUCGAGCUAUACUACGUCAGUUUCGGGCAGGCGAUCGCCUCAUUCUCACCGAAUGAGUUGCUGGCCAGUCUAUUGGUGCCGGUGUUUUUCCUGUUCGUCGUGAGUUUCUGCGGCGUGGUGGUUCCACCGGCGCAGCUGCCUUAUUUCUGGCGGAGUUGGAUGUAUUGGCUUACACCGUUCCACUACCUUCUCGAAGCGAUGCUCGGGGUCAUCAUCCACGACCAACCCGUACAAUGCAAGGGUAGCGAAUUCGCGCGCUUCUCCGCCCCACCGGGCGAGACGUGCGCGUCCUACGUUGACCCUUACAUCAAAUUGGCAGGAGGGUACGUGCAAGUCGCGUCGGACGGGCUCUGCGAGUUCUGCCAGUACGCGACGGGCGAUCAAUUCGGAGAGGGGUUUAGUAUCUAUUACUCGCACAAGUGGCGUGAUUUCGGCAUCUUUUUGGGCUUUAUCGCCUUCAAUUACGCUGUUGUCUACUUUGCGACGUAUUUGAGGUUCAAGGCUAAGAAUCCGGUGAGCAGUCUGUUACAGAAGCGGAAAUCGAAGGGCUAG
Molecule: messenger RNA, 4665 nt
Organism: Exophiala viscosa
Lineage: Eukaryota; Fungi; Ascomycota; Eurotiomycetes; Chaetothyriales; Herpotrichiellaceae
Product: ABC drug exporter AtrF
Exons: 5
Coding region: 1-4665 (1554 amino acids)
Biological process (GO): transmembrane transport
Cellular component (GO): membrane
Molecular function (GO): ATP hydrolysis activity; ATP binding; ABC-type transporter activity
Source: RefSeq, a predicted model, not a curated record